AUAGAGUGACGUCAUGUCACACAGCGUAAACAUAAGCGUUUGACAGAUGGUAUCCCAAACCAGAUUUUCAAAGUGUCUAGCGCUGUAUAUUAAAAUAUUUUAAGAUGUCACAGAAGGAUCCAUGUCAGAAGCAGGCUUGUGAGAUACAGAAAUGUUUACAAGCUAACAGAUACAAUGAAAGUCGUUGUGAGAGUGUGAUACAAGCCAUGAGGAAGUGCUGUGAAGCUCAUGCUGGAGAAAACUCAGUGUGCUGCUCCGGAUUUGUCAUACAACACAAAUCUACAGGGACGACAACAUGAAUACAUUGAUAUGUUUGAGUGAUCCAUGUGGAUAUCUACGGCAACCAUCAAUGGACAGUUUACCACAUGGUGUAUGAAAGGACGUGGAGAAUAAACAUUUAUCAAAAGCACUGUAAUUGUGUAAUUUUAAUCACUUUUAAGCUACCAAUAAAAUGAAACUCUUCAGUAAAUCA
Messenger RNA from Paramisgurnus dabryanus, 472 nucleotides. RefSeq names its product C-x(9)-C motif containing 4 homolog (S. cerevisiae) (gene cmc4). NCBI's taxonomy places the organism in Eukaryota, Metazoa, Chordata, Actinopteri, Cypriniformes, Cobitidae. The record is from RefSeq and is a predicted model, not a curated record. Gene Ontology annotation, cellular component: mitochondrial intermembrane space.